UUUUACUCAACAUAUAUACAAUGCCUUUUUUUAACUCUUCCCAUGCAUACAUAUCAAUCUAUAUUGUAAUCUUUCUUCUCCUCUCACGAUGUUCAUCUACCAAUGCAAAAUUCAACAUUGCUAGCCCUUUAUCAACGAAACCAAAAACAUGUCCAUAUCCGUCAGGGCUGAUAUCAAAGGCUUGUAAAGGCACUGCAUCAUUUUCGUCCCUAGAAGAAGCAUGUAUCGAAUCUCUAACCUUAGAUCCCCGCACAGCCUCCGCAUCAACUGCAUUGGAGUUGGCUAAGGCUGCCCUUUAUCUUGCCAUAGAGAAGGCACAACAUACGCAGUUUCUCAUCGGUUCUCCGAAGAAGCCAUGUUUCAAGAGCUGUAUGGAGAACUAUAAUGAUUCUGUUGUCGAGGGGCUACAUAAGGCAGUGUUGUCAAUGGGAAAAGGUAAUGUCGAUGAUACGGAUGACGAACUUAGUCUCGCACGUGAUGCUGCUGAUUAUUGCAAUAUGAUUUUGUCUGUUGAUCCAGACGAUACAAGGUCCCUAGUUUUUGGGGCCAACAUGGAUGUGUAUAAUCAUAUUACGUUUGUGAUGAGUGUAGCAGACUUGUUGUAGAACAAUCUCAAAAUUACAUUCAAAUUAACAAUAUGUUUUGCGUAUUACACUAAUCAAUAUG
Camelina sativa (false flax) is the source of this 666-nucleotide messenger RNA. RefSeq lists its product as uncharacterized. The record is from RefSeq and is a predicted model, not a curated record. Gene Ontology annotation, molecular function: enzyme inhibitor activity. NCBI's taxonomy places the organism in Eukaryota, Viridiplantae, Streptophyta, Magnoliopsida, Brassicales, Brassicaceae.